This is a messenger RNA of Didymodactylos carnosus, 452 nucleotides long. NCBI's taxonomy places the organism in Eukaryota, Metazoa, Rotifera, Eurotatoria, Philodinida, Philodinidae. The record is from the annotation of a GenBank genome assembly.
GGUACAUGUCAAAAGUUAGAAAAAAAUUAUCUUCGUUUGACAAGUGUAAGUUUCUGAUUGAAUAUUUGCCUACUAGUAUUCCAUGCUCAUCUGUUGUAGGAAGCUGAUCCGACAACAAUUCGCCCCUAUCAUAUAUUAGAAAAAGCAUUGAAAUUUGUCAUGGAUAAGUAUAGAAUAACUAACGAUCAUUCUUAUAUAAGUGAUCAACUGAAAAGUAUUCGACAAGAUUUAAUGGUGCAAAAUAUUAGAAAUAACUUUACUGUUCAGGUUUAUGAAGAGAAUGCACGAAUUGCUUUAGAAAUGGGUGAUCGUGAACAGUUUAAUCAGUGCCAAACUCAAUUGGAAACGUUGUAUGCCAGUGGCUGUGAUCACACACAUCAGACUGAGUUUUUGACAUAUCGUUUGAUGUAUAGUAUGUUAUUGAAUGAUUAUAAGAGUAAGUUUAUCUUUUC